UUUAAAAAUGGCAGCUCUCAAAAGAAAACACGACUUUGAAGGUGCGCUAACAUCCAAUUGUAAAAGCGAAGGCUUGCCUACUAAUGUUUCGUGUUGGCAUUUACAAAACUUAAAAUCUUUAGGUAUUUCAUAUUCCAAAAAUAGUUUUACCUCUCCGUUAGAAGUUUUAGAUAGCGUCCCGUUUAUUUGUAAAGAUGUUUCAGACGAUUGCGAAAGUUUAAUUAAUUACCUUACAGACUGCAUUGAUUUUACGAUAUCAACAAAUAAGCAUGGUAUUAUAUUUGAGGAAUCUCAAGACGAACAUUUUACAAGAAGACGAGAGUACAGAUCUGAUGUUGCGAGAAGAAUGGUUGAAACAAUUGACCAGAAUUUGAAUAAGUUGAAAUUAAAUUACUCCACUUUUGAAGAAGCAGGAUCAAUUUCUAGAGAAAAUAUACCGUUGGUUUAUGCAGCAGCAAUCCACUUUAUUCUUCGAGUUAGAGAAUUUGUUGUUAGAACAUUCAAAGGGGAUAAUGUAGAUGAGCAUUUCUUUACAGAUUUGAUGUUAAAAUUUGGAGAGAUGUUUUGUUUAAUUUCUGAUUCUGGUGGUUCAAAACAAAGGUUUUAUCAAGUUGGUGACAUAAUGGUGACAUCUGUUCCUGAUAUUCGUUACAGUUUAAUUGAUUUAAGAGAUCUUCCCUUUCAAACAGUAGCUGUUGCUUCUGUUGUUAAGGUGAAAAAGAUGAGCAACUGUGUAAAUCAUCCAGAAUCAAUAUCUCAUGGAACUUUAAACUGUGUUAAUGAUCAAUCUACAACAUCAGAUCAUACAGAGCCAUCAUUCAUCCCUAAAGAAAGUGAUACAGCUUCAACAUCAUUAGUGUUAAGAAGUUGUCAGUUCUCAACAACUACAACAGUUUCCUCAACUGUUAGCUCCACAGAAAGUGUAGUACUUGGUUCCUCCUCUUCCAGAAUGAGUGAUUUCAAUAUAAAUACACUUGAUCCAACAAUACUAGGAGAGCAUGGUGGAGGACUUUUGGCAGAAUAUGAAAUUGUUGCUACCCGUCCAUAUGUUAUUGGAAUGAUUGUGCAUGGAUCAAAGAUAAUUGUUACUUGUUUGAAGCUACAUGAAGAUGACUAUAAUGAAAUAAAACAAAACGGUAAACUGCCUGAUGAUAAUUCAGUGAACAUAACUUAUUCAAGACCAUUUGACAUAUUCUAUCCAGAAGACAGAAAGAUGUUGUACAGAAUAUUUUUCAGACUUUCAGACAAAUGUUGUGCUAACUCAUCUUCCAGCUGAAAGCACUUGAUCAAUUAAAACAAAAAGUGAUUCACUGUGCAUAAAGCCAAAGCUAAGUUGAUCAGUUCAUCUCAACAAAGUUAAAGGACAAAAUGGUUACCAUCGGCAAAUAUUGGUGUCCUAGUGCUUAUGUCGAAGGAUAUAUCUGGGGUCUCAUCUCAAUAACUAUAUAAAACAUGUAUAAAUCAUGUAAACAUGUGUUGCUUGGACAUUAGAUUUGUGUAGAGAUGCACUUAAAAGAGUAAGUAACUUGACAGAAGACAACAGUAGUUCACUGUUGCUCAUUCGAUAGUUCAUGGACUCAAAUAGUACUUCCAAAAUCACUUCUCAGUAACUAUUUGCUGUAACAACUUACAUGAAGCGAAAUUGAUUUGUCUUUGUAAUUUUUUCUUAAUAAAAUUUUAUAUUUAAAGGAAUA
Mytilus californianus (California mussel) is the source of this 1694-nucleotide messenger RNA. RefSeq lists its product as uncharacterized. The record is from RefSeq and is a predicted model, not a curated record. The coding region runs from base 8 to 1276 and encodes 422 amino acids. The transcript is spliced from 5 exons. Lineage: Eukaryota; Metazoa; Mollusca; Bivalvia; Mytilida; Mytilidae.